Molecule: messenger RNA, 1362 nt
Organism: Nicotiana tabacum (common tobacco)
Lineage: Eukaryota; Viridiplantae; Streptophyta; Magnoliopsida; Solanales; Solanaceae
Source: RefSeq, a predicted model, not a curated record
UAAUUAGGCGCAAUACAAGCUCCGGAAGGACACGGAAAGCACCGUGAGUCGUGGAUUUCCGGCUUCCAACAGGAAAGGUGAGAAAUCUCUAUAACCCAGUUGUCGGAAUUUCGAUACCUGUGAAAGUGGAGAGUGCAGAAAAUGGUACUGUCACAGAAGAUUCACGAAGCAUUCAAGGGCACAGUGGAGAGAAUCACAAGUCCUCGCACCGUCUCUGCUUUCAAAGAGAAAGGCGUUCUCAGCAUCAAUGAGUUCAUCAUCGCCGGCGAUAAUCUCGUCUCCAAAUGCCCUACUUGGUCCUGGGAAUCAGGUGAACCUAGCAAGAGGAAGUCAUAUUUACCUGCUGACAAGCAAUUCUUGAUAACUAGAAAUGUUCCUUGCUUGAGGAGAGCCGCAUCGGUAGAGGAAGAAUAUGAAGCUGCUGGAGGUGAAGUUCUGCUUGAUAAUGAGGAAAAUGAUGGUUGGCUUGCCACACAUGGGAAACCUAAAGAAAGCAAAAGUGACGAGGAUGACAACUUGCCAUCAAUGGAAACAUUAGAAAUUAGCAAAAGGAAUACUAUCCAGUCAAUCUCCUCAUACUUUGGAGGUGAAGAGGAGGAAGAUAUACCAGACAUGGGAGAGUACGAUGAACCUGACAAUCUCGUUGAAACGGAUCCUGCUACCCUUCAGACAGCAUAUCUUGUGGCUCAUGAGCCUGACGAUGACAAUAUUCUAAGAACCCGAACUUAUGAUAUCAGCAUCACGUAUGAUAAGUAUUAUCAAACCCCUCGUGUGUGGCUCACUGGAUAUGAUGAGUCAAGGAUGCUUCUGCAACCAGAACUUGUACUUGAAGAUGUCAGUCAAGACCAUGCACGUAAAACGGUAACCAUUGAAGACCAUCCACAUCUACCAGGAAAACAUGCUUCGGUACAUCCAUGUCGACAUGGGGCUGUCAUGAAAAAGAUCAUUGAUGUUCUGAUGUCACGGGGAGUUGAACCAGAAGUUGACAAGUACCUUUUCCUAUUCUUGAAAUUUAUGGCAUCUGUCAUUCCGACAAUUGAAUAUGAUUACACCAUGGACUUUGAUCUUGGUAGCAGCAGCACCUGAAUUAAGAGAUGAAUAUGUUGCACAUAAAAUGUCAUGCCAGAGACCCUAGCGAUGAUGCGUCUCUUCAUUUCAUCCAACCUGUGAUCAGUGUUGCUUGUACAGUUGUACAUAGCAUUAAUAGCUCUAAUUCUGAAAUAUGUGUGCAUAUGCUUAUCGUCAGCUUCCCUUGUUUAUUUUACAUUUCAUAAGACGAAUUUGAUGUUAUUUUGAAAGUAAAUUUGCACGAUUAGCUUAAAGGUUGAAAGAUCCUGGCUUUUGUACUUUGGUUUUUUAAAA